This is a messenger RNA of Argiope bruennichi, 7697 nucleotides long. Its product is annotated as zinc finger MIZ domain-containing protein 1-like. Bases 306 to 4019 code for a protein of 1237 amino acids. Gene Ontology annotation, molecular function: SUMO ligase activity; zinc ion binding. The transcript has 19 exons. The record is from RefSeq and is a predicted model, not a curated record. Gene Ontology annotation, biological process: protein sumoylation; regulation of transcription by RNA polymerase II. Lineage: Eukaryota; Metazoa; Arthropoda; Arachnida; Araneae; Araneidae.
AUAACUCUGCAGGGUUCUUAGCGUAGUAAUGAAUGACUGUACAGUGAUGUAAUGCUCAGAACGUGAAAACAAAUGAAUAUCCAAAACCGUAGUUGUCAUUGGACUUAUCAGCAAUAUUCUAACCAUCGGAUAAUGGUUUAAAUUCAAAACAACACGCUCCUAUUCGUUCGAUUGUGAAGUCUCCUAUUCCCCCCACGCCGAACGCAGGAAACGGUGUUUGUGGUGGCUCUGUCAGUAUCAACAACGCGAGGGGGAAUGACUUAUUCCACAUUAAGUUAGUAAGCAUCAGGAUAUGAAGUGGUUGUAUGAAAAUGUUGCCGACGGUGAAGCGGGAACCUUUGGAUGAGGACACUGCCGGGGCGUGCUACCACCAGCUGGGCAGUUCUGAUGUCACGGCAGGGAAUAUGGCUUCUGCAAUGGAGCGGCACAUACAUUCAACGAAUGAGAGGUUGCAUUGUAUCAAGGAGGCAUUGGGUACACCAAGUGCAUUUCAAGGAGCAGCUCGAGAGCUUUUAGAGUGGUGUGGUGACCCUAGGGCCUUCCAAAAGGUUUUUGAGCAAAACCUUAUUGGAUGCCUUACGGUGAUCAGUCAAGUCUCGCAAAAACAAGGCUUUGAUCUUGAUCUUGGAUAUAGAAUUCUUGCUGUCUGCGCUGCUCAGAGAGAGAAGUUUUCACCGAAAUCUGCAUCCUUGCUGUCCGUAUGGUGCGAGGAUCUCGGUAGGCUCCUCCUAUUGCGCCACCAGAAGGCCAGAAACGGGGAUUCUACAGCCGACACCCAACCAGCGGAGCCCAGCAAGAUGCACCAGACUCUACAGAAGACCUUGCCAGCUGGAGCCCAGAGCGAUCCGGCCAUGCCGAUGGGCGGUUGGCAGCAGUCUCCAUCGUCGGGGCCUCCUGCCUCGGGCCCUCCGCAGGGCCCCACACAGCAGCAGCUUUCUGUGGUGACGACGGUGUGGGGUGUUGCCACAACAACGCAGAGUGGGCCCCUUGCUCACAGUUCCUUCGGUGCGAACACCAGCACCACGAUCGCCCCCAUGCCUUACUCCCAAGGGACUGCCCCGCAGAGCGGCUAUCCGGCCAAUGGCCCCGUGCCCCCCUCCAAGCCGCCCUACCAGCCACAAUCUAUCAACCCCAGGCAGUCGGGGCCCGGGUACAAUAACUAUAGUGCAAAUCCAAAUCAGAUGAACGCAGCAAUGGGACCGAAUACGAUGGGAAAUGCAGGGCACAAUACUGGUUCAGAAUUUCAAUCAUCCUCAUCUGCACUUAGUGCUGCUGCCUUAGUUGCAGCUGCUGCAACUGCUACGGCCACUGCAACCGCUAGUGUAGUUGCGUUGCAGGAAAGGCAACAGCAGGAAGCUGUUAUGAAUAAUCAAUACAAUCAGGGGAUGCCAAAUCAACAAUUCCAGCAAAGUUAUAAUUCCCAUCAUCAAAGAGUAUCUUCAAAUACUGGAGUUUCCAGUCCUCUAGGAACACAUAUGAACAAUCCUAUGAGUUCCCAUAUGCCUGGAAAUGGUAUGAUGAACAUGCCCAAUAACAUGUCCUCAGUGAAUCCUAUGAACAAUGGCAUGGGCAUGAAUGGCCCAAUGGGCAUGAACAAAACAGCUAUGGGGAUGGGUGGACAAUUACAUCCUUCUAUGUACUCUGGAAACAAUCCAGGAAUUGCCUCUCAGGGCAGAACGAGAGCUUCUCCAUACCCUUGUCCCCAGCAGCACAUGGCUCAGAAGAGGCCAGGACAGUACAACAUGAUGUCGCAACAAUAUGGUCCAGGAAUGCAGUCCUAUGGUUCAAAUCCUCCACAAAAUUAUAAUCCUGGGCAAGGUUGUGUGUGUUGUUCUCAGUAUCCUGGAAACCCACCUCCAUCCCAGUAUGGCAAACAACAGCAGUAUAAUCCACCGCAACAUAUGUCAUCCUCAACAUAUCCAUCUCAACAACAAAUGCGAUCCUCACUUAGGCCUCAGGCUCCCCCCUACAGCAAUCAACCCAGUCAUUACUAUCAUCAAUCACAAAUGAAUGGUGCACCUCCACAGACACAGUAUGAUCCACAUUACACAAAUCAGUUCACCCAGCCAAACAUGCAGAGGAAUAUGAACUACCAGCCUCUGCCAAUUCCAGGGAAUCCUACUCCACCUUUAACACCUGCAUCUGUUGUUCCACCAUAUUUAUCACCCACAGCUGACAUUAAGCCCAAUUUCUCUGAAACUAAACCUUCUCUACCUCCAGCCAAAGAUGAUGAGUUGCGGCUUACGUUUCCCGUCCGAGAUGGUAUCAUCUUAGCUCCAUUCAGGUUGGAACACAACUUAGCUGUAAGCAAUCAUGUCUUCCACUUGAAGCCUUCUGUUCAUCAGACACUUAUGUGGCGGACAGAUUUGGAAUUACAGCUAAAAUGCUUCCAUCAUGAAGACCGGCAGAUGAACACUAAUUGGCCAGCAUCGGUUCAAGUCUCAGUCAAUGCAACUCCAUUAAGCAUAGAUAGAGGAGAAAACAAAGCUUCUCAUAAGCCCUUGUAUCUCAAAGAAGUUUGCCAACCAGGCCGUAACACUAUACAAAUAACUGUUACAGCUUGCUGUUGUUCUCAUCUUUUCCUUUUGCAACUUGUCCAUCGUCCUACAGUUCGUUCUGUGCUUCAAGGCUUGCUUCGAAAGCGUCUUCUGCCAGCAGACCAUUGCGUGGCAAAAAUCAAACGAAACUUUUCUAGUGCCGCAGCAUCAAAUAAUGCCCUCAACAUGGAAGAUGGAGUUGAACAAACUGCAAUCAAAGUUUCUCUCAAAUGUCCUAUUACAUUCAAAAGAAUUACUCUGCCUGCUAGAGGUCAAGAAUGCAAACAUAUACAGUGCUUUGACCUUGAAUCUUAUUUGCAACUGAAUUGUGAACGAGGAGCUUGGCGCUGCCCAGUUUGCAAUAAACCUGCUUUGCUGGAAGGCUUAGAAGUAGAUCAGUAUAUCUGGGGUAUCUUAACUAAUCUCAGUAACUCUGAUGUUGAAGAGGUUACAAUCGAUGGAACUGCAAGCUGGAAACCUGUACCCAUUAAACCUGUCAAAGAAGAGAAUGAUGGAGUUGAAGCCUGCGGUGCCCAAAAACGCUUUAAAGCCAUGUCUCCUAGUAGCAUGACUAUGCCUACAACAUCAGCUUGGGAAAUGGGUCAAGGUCUCUCACCCUAUUCUGCUCUACCUCCUCCUGAUAUGCAAUCAAUUACGAAUGGGCCUGCUCCAAAUGGACCUAUGAUGCCAAAUGGUUCUGGUUAUGGUGGAAAUAGUGGCUAUGAAUUUCAGUCCCAAGCAACUGACUUCAGUAGUCCUUUGUCGCACCUAAAUGAGAGUGUUUCAUCUCUGGAUCCUCUUGCAGCUAUGGAGAAAUCUUUGAGUCAUCAUGAGCAACAAAUGGGACUACCCAAUCUUCAUGACCAAGGAAACCCACCUUUGCGGCAACCUCCUACUACUUCAUCGGACACAGCAUCCACACAACCUUCAUCCAUUCAUCAGGCCAACAACACAACUCCCGGCACCCCCUCCUCCAACCAAAAUCAAAACCUGAUGCAGCAUGGCCCUAACACCCCUCAUACUCCCCAUACACCUCAUACCCCUGGAAAUUCUGGGGGUGGUAGUGGGGGACCACCAAGUGUCCCACCACCAUCUUCAACUUCCCAGCCUGCAGAUGCCAAUGCGACUGGGAAUGGAGCAAAUACUCUGUCUGUUGUUAGUCAGCCCAGUAGUCAAGCCUCUACGAAUAGUGAUUCUUCUCUUUCUCAUGCUCCUGAUCUGGGAGACCUGAAUUUUGAUCCUGCAGCUGUCAUUGAGGGAGAAGGGCAGGGACAAGAAGCCUUAAAUCUGCUGCCUGAAAGUGUGGUUGAUCCUAUGGAACUAUUAUCUUACCUUGACCCACCAGAACUGAGUGGUGGUGGGGUAACUGGUGGUAGCACAGGGAAUGUGACAACAGGAACUGCUACUUCUACCACUGCAACUAGUAGUGGCAAUACCUCAGCGGCAGGAAACGAUGAUCUUCUUGCCCUGUUCGAGUCAUGAACCUCUCAUCAGCAAGAAGGCUGAGAUGUGCUUUAGACAUUCCUUAAAGUCAUCUCUUCUCAAAGUGUUCAAAGAUAGUGUGCCAGUAUUUCUCAUUAUUUUAUUAUUAUUUUUUUCUUUUUAUGUAUGAACAUCAGUUUUGUUUUAAUCAUCAAUUAAAGGAUGGAAUACCAAAAUUUGGACCAUUCUGUCUUAAUAUUCAUGCCAAACUGUCUCGGUAAUUUUAAAGCUAUUCAACAUUUUUGAAUGUAGGUUGCAAUAUUAGCUUUUCAUUUGAAAUGCAAAAAAAAAAGGUCUUGUUAAUUUUUCUGGCACAAUCAUGCUACAUUUUUCAAAUAACACUGGACAAAAAAACGAAACUGUGACCAGAUCGGAACCAAAUUGUCAGUUCAUCAGAAUCGUUUGCAUACAGCUUGUUGUACAGUGCAUAGUUGAAUAAUCUGCGUAAUGUGAUUGAUGCUUCAACAUCAUACAUUGCUUGUUGCACAAUGUUCACCUGUCCUUGAAGUUUUACUGAUACUGUUAUGAAAUUUUUCCCUUCUGUAGAUUAUCACCUUGUAAUAAAUGUACAGCUUCAAUUUUUGAAAGAAAUACCUGUAGAGUGUGAUUUCUGUAGACAUUGUUAAAAAUAUUACACUGGAUACUGUGCAUAUGAAAUCAGUCAUGUCAUGAUGAAGAAGUAAUAUUAUUACUCAGUUUUCUUUUAUGCUUACAAAUUAUUAAUUUUUAAAAAUAACUUUUAGUUAUAAAAAUCUCUUUUUCACUUUUAAUAUUCAGAUACUCUUGUAUAAUAAUCAAAGUGAACUAGUUUCCCAAUGAGGUUUAGUAAUAUUUUUUCUGCAUUUAAAAUAUUAAAAUGUAUGGCAAGAGAUUUUAAAACUGUAUAAAAUUCUGUUUUCAAAUUUUAUGUGGCAGCAAAUUAGGAAUGUGUUUGAAAGGUGACUAAGGUUCUUUAUUUUCACAUUUAAAUAAGUACAAAAAAAUGAAGUUUUUCAAAAUAUGAAUAAUGUUUUAAUUAAUUUCUAUUAAAUGUUUUUGUCUUUUUGUUUAUCAUAGUUAUGCUAUAAUUCUCUGAAACUGAGUUUUGAGAAAUAUAUGUGUUUGCCUCAAUCAUUGUAUUCGUAUUUUAAAAAAUUACAAAAAAAUUUGAUUUCGUAGAUGAAAUAAUUUUCUUCUUAAAAAAAAAAGAUUAUCACAUACAAAAAUAAUUAUUUGUCUUUUUAAACAAAUAUUAUAUAAUUGUAUUAAUUGUAAAUUUUAAUCUGGUUUUGAAUUAUUAGUAAUUUUUAACGAAUAAAAAUUAAUGAUUUUAAUAAAAUAAAACCAUGCUGAAUGAUUUCAUUCCGAACUAUAGAAUCAUUAUAAGUUUGUCCCUUAUACCAUUGACUGAAACAAUAAUUUUACAAAAGUUUUGAAACUGGCAUAUUCAGAAAAAUGCUUCUGAAUUUUUAUAAAUUGCAAAAAAUAAAAAGAAGAAAAAUUCACUUGUUGAUUAAAUAUAGCUAUAAAAAGCAGCAAAUUUUUAAAAAUUUGAUAAAAAUAAAUUGAAAGCUCUAAUCUGGAACUCAUUGUUAGAGCAUCGUCUGUUCCUAAUGUUGUUGCUGUUUUAAUUGAGAACAUUUGAUAGAAUUGUAUUACUAAUACGCAGAAGGGGCACACUUAUUGUACAUAGUAUAAAUAUAGUGUUAUGUAAAUCUUUAGAAGCGUUAAGUUGUGUAAAAAAUGAUCUGGAGAAGGAUGUUAUAUGAUAUGGAAAGUAUGAAAGACUUUGUCUUAAGCCUCAGUUUACCAUGUCCUGCAUAUGCUUUUGGCAAUAGAUUUGAUACUUAGCUAUAAUAGGCAGAAACAUACUUGAAUAUAACUUUAAACCUAAGUGAUAAACAUUGUAAAACUUUUAUUGUAAUUUUAAACAAUUUUAUAAUUAUACGAAUGAGUGUUUUCUGUAGUUAAUGAACAUGAAGAUAUUUUUUUUCCUUGUAGAUUUUAGUCAUGUGAAUAAAUCUCUGUAAAUAUUUAGAAAAAUAAUCAUUUUCAUGCAUAUUUGUAUGCAGAGCUUGCAUCGAAAGAUUGAACUCUCUCUUUGUUUUAUGAAUUUGAAAUUUUCUGUUAGUUUACAUGUAUUCAAAUGUAAUUGAAAUAUUUUGAAUUAGAAUAGACAUAUAUUUAUCUCUGUAAGUAAGCAUGGAGGAAAGAUAGUUUGCAUACUUUUCAUCAUUUUGAACUUUAAUGAUUAAACUGAUAAAUAAGUAUCAAUUCUACUAAAUGGUGUUAACAAUUCUUAAUUUUUUUUUUUUUUUCUUUCUUGCCAGAUAAUAUCUUAUAAAUUUUUUUUAUACUUCUUUUCUUAUUGUAAUAAGUCUUUUAACAUAUGCUUAUUAUAUUUUCUUCAUAUUAUUCAAAAUGUCAAUUACUAAAUGGAUUAUAUUAUUUCAAGUACGAUUGUUUUUAAAAAUUCACAAUUAAUAUUUUCCCCAUUCUUAAUUACACUCCAAAAAUUUUUGCCAUUGUGUUAUAGAUUCAUUAUUAUCAAUUAAUUUUCAUUUCUUCAAACCAAUUGUUUAUUAUUUUAGUCCUUUGUAUGUCUGGAAUAUUUUAUUUAUUGCUUGAAUUAUUUUUAAAAAUUUUACAAUUCUUCAAUUCAAUUUUAUUUUUCACUUUUAAAUUGUCUGACAGAGAAAGGCAAGAUUCUAAUGGAACUCUGUUGUUUACUUUAUUUCUUUUACAUCAUUCAAAAAUCUCUUUUGUCUUAAGAACUUUUGUCAUUUUACAAGACUUUGUUUCAUUUUUUUUUAAUGUAAAUUGCAUGAAUCAUGUUUUUAGAUUACUUACAAUUCCAAUACUUAGAUGCAAGCGCUGUGUACAUUUUUAUGUAUUAAUGUAGAUAUUCAGAAAAAGAAAGUUCAAACAAGAAAGAAUUGAAGUCUCUGUUACCUUUUCAAAUGGUCAGGCAGGACAAACUAUAAGAUAAUACUAAUAAAAAAUGUUUAAUUGUAAUUUCAUAUUCUAAUUUGUGAUGGUCAAAGGUGCAUUAUUUUUCUGAAGGGUAUUUUCUCUCUGAUCUCUCAUUUAACUAAGUACUGUACAUUUUAAAACAUUAACCUACAAAAGUAAAAAAAAAAAAAAGGAAACACAACAAUCUGAAAAGCAAGUGGUUAGUUGUAUUAAAAAUAAUAGUUAUAUUCAUUAGAAAUGAAGUUUGUAAUAACAUUUUUAUAUGUAAAUGCACAUGGUUAGUGUUUUUGUCUUCAUUGAUUUUUAUUGAACAUCAUUACUUUUUUUUCUGUAUGUAAUUAAAGCAAAUUUGUGGAAUUUUAAUAAUUGGAAAUGUAUAUGCUUUAAUGUAGAAAACUAUAUUUGUGUCAUAAAUUUUUUUUAUGUGUGUCAGCAUUUUGGGGGAAUUUUAGAACCAUUCUGAAAAUGCACCUGAACUAGUACUUUCUAAAAAGAAGGGAUAAUUAGUGGUUUCUGUUUGAUCAUUGAACUUCAGAAUUCAUUGUAAAAUGUUGACAUUUUUCGCAGUUUUAAUUCUAUUACCUGUUAGGCAUGGGAGAGAUACCUAACUGACCACUGCUGUACAAAGCUUUGCCCAACCAGUAUUUGUGAUGUGCUGUUUUGUGGUAACAUUGUAUUGGUAGUAAUAGAGAAAUAUUUAUACAAUAAAGAAACUGUAUUGUAUAA